Molecule: messenger RNA, 1686 nt
Organism: Eucalyptus grandis
Lineage: Eukaryota; Viridiplantae; Streptophyta; Magnoliopsida; Myrtales; Myrtaceae
Exons: 2
Coding region: 136-1164 (342 amino acids)
Source: RefSeq, a predicted model, not a curated record
UCAUUCCCACAGGGCCUCCCCACCACCACCGAACCGCUCUCGGGUCUCGCAAGAGGAUCCCCUUCCCUAUGCCGGCUUCUUCUUAUCCCUCUUCCUCCUCCACCUCCUCCUCCUCCUCCUCUCUCCAUCCCUCUCAUGGCUCAGCCUCCUCCGACGAAACCGAGAAGAACGAGAACGAGGGCCGCCUGGUUCUCGGGUUGCUUCGGGCCGCGCCGCUCCGAUGAAGCGGCCCAGUUCAAGACCCGAUCGAACGGCGGCGGCGGCGAGAGGCUGAAGUUCAGCUGGUCCUACUGGUCGCCCGUCCGCUUCAAGAAGUCCGCCUCCAAGACCGUCCCCGUCGAGAACAGCGCCGCCGCCGCCGCCGCCGCCGCACUCGUUAGUUCCACCGUCGAGACCGAGAAGAAAGAGGCCAACGACAGGUUCAACAAUCCCCCGCCCAAGUCCAAGUCCAAGUCGAAGACGAAGACGAAGCCGAAGCCGAAGCGAGAUAGGGACAGCUCCAAGAGCAGGCCGGCCAAGCAGGAGGCGACGGCGGUGGCGGAGACGGCGACGGCGCCUCCGGGUCAGCCGCCGGAGAGCGAGGGAGAUCGAGAGACAAUCGAGCCCGAAGCCGAAGCCCAUCGAACCGACGCGCGAGAAAACCGCGCGGACGCCGCUCGCGGCAACACGUGGCACGGCCAGAAGCGACUGUCCUUCUGCCGGAAGAUCGACGCGAUCCGGGCGGGGUCGAGCCAGCCCGGCUCGCCCGACGUCAAGUCGGCGAAGUCCUCCCGCGCCGCAGCCGCGGCGAUCCCGCACUCGGCCUCCCUCCCGAUUCUCGACCCGCCGGAACCCCCGGCCCCGGCCCCGCCCCCGCCCGCGGCGGCGCCCCGCCCCGCCCAGCCUCCGCCGAAACCUCGCAGAGCCCGGCCGCCGCGGCUCGACUCGGUGGUGGGGAUGUCGAUAAUCAUGGUGACGCUGGUGAUCAUGAUCCUCUGGGGGCGGCUCUGCGCGAUCCUGUGCACGGCGGUAUGGUUCUACUUCAUCCCCCAGCUGAGGUGGUGGUUGGCGUCGGAGAGGCCGGUCAAGGGCGACGGCCCGGACCCGGACCUGAACUCGGAGGAGCACAAGAAGAGGGUGGUGCUGGAGGGGCUGCUCGAGAGACCCCGCCGGAGCUCGCCGUGAGUUAUGUUUUUUUUUUUUUUGGUCCCCUUUCCGUCCGCCCGACACGGGUUUCCAAUAGAAUACACGGCAAUAACUCGGGGAGGGGGGCACCACCUAGGAUCGCGCUGCCGGUGGCGGCGGAUGGCAUUUUGUGUAAAUUUACUGUAGAUGCAGGGUCAUAUUUACGAAAGGAAAAGAAGAAAAGUUGGGGUGGGGGAUCGGAUCUUCUGGAAGCAUUUUUCCAUCUGGCUUUUCUUCUUCUCGCGGGCUGCUCUCUCUUUCGUUUUUAAUUGGGCAGUUGGGGAGUCACGUGAUGUUGGUGGGGGCGGCACGUGCGAUGGGGGCGCGGGGCUGUCGCGAAAUUGACGAUGGGCCUCCCCCCUCUCGGUAGCGGUCGCGGCCCGUUUGGUGACGGUCAGUUUUGGCGAUCUUCGGAUGGAGAGAGACAAAAUUGUAGAUUUGUUUCGAAAUUUUCUCCUUCUUUUUUUUUUUCCCUCUAAAUAUCCUUUAAAUUAUUGGAUUUGAUUAGACCUUUUAAUUUCA